AUGAACUUGUUGGCGAUCGUGCUCUUCCAUUCCGGCAUGGUGGCCAUGAUCAUGCCGCGCACACUGGAAAAUGAGAACGCUCGCUACAACCAGGAGGGGUUUGGCGGAAAGCUGGUGUACUGCAACGUGUUCCGACCGCCUCGGCGCGGCACGCUGCUCUCCGUGCUGAUCGGCUCCGGUGUUCAGGUGCUCUCGAUGACGCUCAUCACACUCGUGUUCGAGUGCCUGGGCCUCCUGUCGCCGGUCAACCGCGGCUCGCUGAAGACCUGUGGCCUCGUGCUGUGCAUCUGCCUGUGUACGCCCCCCGGCUACGUGUCCACCCGAAUCUACAAGUCGGGAAGAACUAGAACUUGGUCGAUGGUGCUCCCACUGAGCCCUCGCCUGCCGCCCGUCCGCGGGAUCGUCUCCAGGAUCACGCUGCUGCUGAACUACGUGCCGUGGGCGUACGGCUUGCCGGCAGCGCUGCCAUUCCGCACCAUACUGUCGCUGAUCGGGUUCUGGUUUGGCGUGUCCGUGCCGCCCACUUUCGUUGGCACCUACUUCGCCUUCAAGAAGCACGUGCUGGAGCACCCGUGCAUCCUGUGGCCGGUGAAGUUGUCGAGUACCUUCCCGUACAUGCGCCUGCUCUUGGAGGCCAUCGUGGACAAGCACAUGCGGGUCACCAUCACUGGUCCGUCGGAGCACUCCGGCGUGGCACGCCCAAAUGUGCACCGCGAACAUCGGCCGGAAGAUAGUCGAGAAAGCCUGGCGGACAGCCGCACCCGGUCGCGCGUGGCGCAGCUGUGGUCGCGCGUGGCGCAAGGCCUCUCCACUCUCACCGCUGGGAAGGACCCCUCCCAACGUUCACAGCUGGGUGCAGUACCGAUCGGAGCGAUCCCCCGCCACCGCGGACAGCCGUGCUUUGGCGCCAGGGGAAAGCCGGAGCCGUGA
Messenger RNA from Pollicipes pollicipes, 930 nucleotides. Its product is annotated as transmembrane 9 superfamily member 2-like. Lineage: Eukaryota; Metazoa; Arthropoda; Thecostraca; Pollicipedomorpha; Pollicipedidae. The record is from RefSeq and is a predicted model, not a curated record. The transcript is spliced from 6 exons. Gene Ontology annotation, biological process: protein localization to membrane. Gene Ontology annotation, cellular component: membrane. The coding region runs from base 1 to 930 and encodes 309 amino acids.